Molecule: messenger RNA, 1407 nt
Organism: Soboliphyme baturini
Lineage: Eukaryota; Metazoa; Nematoda; Enoplea; Dioctophymatida; Soboliphymatidae
Source: the annotation of a GenBank genome assembly
AUGUGGAAAUGCGUAAUUAGCCGCCGUCGGCUACGAGAGUCGUUCUUGACGCGAGAUCGAGAUCUGACGGAUUUGGCCUGCCGUCGUCGAAUACUUGUGCACUGCUUGUUUAAUCGAUACGCUAGACUUAACAUUUUGCUGGAAUACUGGAAAAAAUUUUUUUCUAGGUUUUAUUCGCACAAAAUCGUACUGGUUAAAUGCAGUGAAGUGUUUGAGCGCAUGCUUAGUAAAGAAUGGAACGGCAAUAAGAAGGAAAUACAACUGAAAGAAGAUGCCGGCUGCAGUCGAGUUUUCUCAGCGUUCCUGCGUUUCCUUUAUUGUAACCAUAUAGUACUCCAUCAGGAAAACGCUCUUCCAGUCUUAACGUUGGCCGACAAGUACAACGUCACAAGUUUACGGAAAGUAGCGCUCGAUUACGCCGUAACUCAUAUAAUACCACAGUUACAGCUAAAGGAAAUUUUCCAUUCUUGGUUUCAAUAUGGAACAAAGUGUUUCCAUCAGUUGUUAGCCAGUCAUUGCGUCGAAAUUCUGGCAAGCAGUUUCCAGGACAUUAUUUCAUGCCCAGAAUGGGAGAAAGAGUGGCUGUCCCUGGACAGGGAACAGCUGGCAGAGUUUCUGAAGAGUUCGGAUCUGGUGGUCGUUAGUGAGUACGAACUGUGGCUGGCGGUCUUUAGAUGGCUGCAGCACUCGGCCCAUCUUGAUCGACGCGGCGCCAACACCAUGGAGAAGAACCUGAUUUACAUUUUACCGUUAAUUAGAUUUCCGAUGAUGACCGCCGACGAACUGUGCCAGGUCGAGAAGUGUCCCAUCGUCGAGCAGUAUCCGAAACUGUUUCAGCCCUUCUUAUAUACAGCAUACAAAUUCCGUUCCUUGCCAUUGAGCAGCAGAAUGAAUUGUCGCGAAUUCACUGGAAGCCAGUUUCUGCUGCGAAACUAUUCCGGCCUGCGAUGGGACAAGCGGUUGGUCAUCCAGGACUUCUCGUCAAUCGCACGAUACACAGAGAUUUCGCUGAAAGUAAGGCCUUUCCUUCGCGAUGAGGAUGUUAGGUACGCGGCUCGUUUUGCGCAGAUCAACACCUGCGGCAGCACGAUUCCACCGCAGCCCUGGGACUGGGAGCUGAAACUGCACCCGAAAGGGUUCUCCGGAAAUUGUGACGAGUUCCGCUGCUUCCUUGUCUCUAACGUCAUCCUCGACCAGACACGAGCCGUCGAAUACCUGUUGUCCAUUGUCGAUGACAAGAAGGUGCUCCGGAGCGUGACGGGAAAGAAAGUUUUCUCCAAAUCCCGGUACGGAUCAGACCUGGAGAUGGAGAAGAAAGUUAGCUUAGACGAAAUAUUCAUGGAAAACUCGCCAUUGCUAAUCAAUGACUCAAUGAUUCUUCAGUUUACCUUGCGACCAAUCGAAUAG